CUCCCGCACCUCCCCGGCGCGCGCCCGCCCGCCCGCUCGCCCCCGGCCCCGGCUCCUCCUCCCUCCUCUUCUCGCCAUUGCAGUUGGACUCAGCCGCCCGGCGCGUACCGCGUGGCUUUUGGGGGGAGACCCCGGUGGGCUGUGGCAGGAGGGCGGCGGCGGAGGCUCCGAAAGGGGAAGGGGACGCCGACAAGGAUCCCUGGAUAAGGCCUUCAGAUAGUUGAAGUAUUGAUAACACCAAGGAAAUCUGUGACAGUUUGAAAAGAUAAGCAAAAGUUUGAUUUCCAGACACUACAGAAAAAGAAGUAAAAAUGGCAUUGUAUCAUCAUCACUUCAUCACAAGAAGAAGAAGGCGUCCUAUGCGAAUUUUUGUGAAUGAUGAUCGCCACGUGAUGGCCAAGCAUUCUUCGGUUUAUCCAACUCAAGAGGAACUGGAGGCAGUGCAGAACAUGGUGUCCCAUACUGAGCGGGCCCUCAAAGCUGUGUCCGAUUGGAUUGAUGAGCAGGAGAAGGGCAGUGGCGAGCAUGCUGAGUCUGACAACAUGGAUGUGCCCCCAGACGAUGAAAGCAAAGAAGGGGCAGGGGAACAGAAGGCAGAACACAUGACCAGGACUCUGCGGGGUGUGAUGCGGGUUGGCCUUGUGGCAAAGGGCCUUCUCCUGAAGGGAGACUUGGAUCUGGAGCUGGUGCUGCUAUGUAAGGAGAAGCCCACAACUGCCCUCCUGGACAAAGUGGCUGACAACUUGGCCAUCCAGCUCGCUGCUGUAACAGAAGACAAGUACGAAAUACUUCAGUCUGUGGAUGAUGCUGCAAUUGUGAUAAAAAACACAAAAGAACCUCCAUUGUCCCUGACCAUCCACCUGACAUCCCCUGUUGUCAGAGAAGAAAUGGAAAAAGUAUUAGCUGGAGAAACGCUAUCAGUCAACGAUCCCCCGGAUGUUCUGGACAGGCAGAAAUGCCUUGCUGCCUUGGCGUCCCUCCGACACGCCAAAUGGUUCCAGGCCAGAGCCAACGGGCUGAAGUCAUGUGUCAUUGUCAUCCGAGUACUGAGGGAUCUAUGUACCCGUGUACCCACCUGGGGCCCCCUCAGAGGAUGGCCCCUGGAGCUCCUGUGUGAGAAGUCCAUUGGAACAGCCAAUAGGCCGAUGGGUGCCGGCGAGGCUCUGAGGAGAGUGCUGGAGUGCUUGGCGUCCGGCAUCGUGAUGCCAGAUGGUUCUGGCAUUUAUGACCCUUGUGAAAAAGAAGCCACUGAUGCUAUUGGGCAUCUAGACAGACAGCAACGGGAAGAUAUCACACAGAGUGCGCAGCAUGCACUUCGACUUGCUGCAUUUGGCCAGCUCCAUAAAGUACUGGGAAUGGACCCCCUGCCUUCCAAGAUGCCCAAGAAACCAAAGAAUGAGAACCCAGUGGAUUAUACCGUACAAAUCCCUCCCAGCACUACCUAUGCCAUUACGCCCAUGAAACGCCCAAUGGAAGAGGAUGGAGAAGAGAAGUCUCCCAGCAAGAAGAAGAAGAAGAUUCAAAAGAAAGAGGAGAAGGCUGAGCCUCCCCAAGCUAUGAAUGCUUUGAUGAGGUUGAACCAGCUGAAGCCAGGGUUGCAGUAUAAGCUGGUUUCCCAGACGGGCCCUGUUCAUGCCCCUAUCUUCACUAUGUCUGUGGAGGUAGAUGGAAGUUCAUUUGAGGCCUCUGGGCCAUCCAAAAAGACUGCCAAGCUGCACGUGGCCGUUAAGGUGUUACAGGACAUGGGCCUGCCAACAGGCGCUGAAGGCAGGGACUCCAGCAAGGGGGAAGACUCUGCUGAGGAGACCGACGCAAAGCCUGCGGUGGUGGCCCCACCUCCCGUGGUGGAAGCUGUCUCAACGCCCAGUGCUGCUUUUCCCUCAGAUGCAACUGCCGAGAACGUAAAACAGCAGGGGCCGAUCCUAACUAAACAUGGCAAGAACCCAGUUAUGGAGCUUAAUGAGAAGAGGCGCGGCCUCAAGUAUGAGCUCAUCUCAGAGACUGGGGGCAGCCACGACAAGCGCUUUGUCAUGGAGGUCGAGGUGGAUGGACAGAAGUUUCAAGGUGCUGGUUCAAAAAAGGUGGCAAAGGCAUAUGCUGCCCUUGCUGCUCUGGAAAAGCUUUUCCCCGAUGCGCCCCUUGCCCUUGAAGCCAACAAAAAAAAGAGAGCUCCAGUCCCUGUCAGAGGCGGACCUAAAUUUGCUGCCAAGCCACACAAUCCUGGCUUUGGCAUGGGAGGUCCCAUGCACAAUGAAGUGCCUCCGCCUCCGAACCUCCGAGGUCGGGGAAGAGGAGGCAACAUCCGUGGGCGAGGGAGAGGUAGAGGAUUUGGUGGCGCCAAUCAUGGAGGCUACAUGAAUGCAGGCGCUGGGUACGGGAGUUAUGGUUACGGAGGCAACUCAGCGACAGCAGGCUACAGUCAAUUCUACAGCAACGGAGGGCAUUCUGGGAAUGCUGGUGGUGGCGGCGGCGGGGGCGGUGGUGGCUCCUCCGGCUACGGCUCCUAUUACCAAGGGGACAACUACAACUCACCAGUACCCCCAAAACAUGCUGGGAAGAAACCACCACAUGGGGGCCAGCAGAAGCCCUCCUACAGCUCGGGCUACCAGUCCCACCAAGGCCAGCAGCAGUCGUACAACCAGAGCCAGUACAGCAACUACGGUCCCCCUCAGGGCAAACAGAAAGGCUAUAACCAUGGACAAGGCAACUACUCCUCCUACUCCAACUCCUACAACUCUCCCGGAGGCGGGGGCGGGUCAGACUACAACUACGAGAGCAAAUUCAACUACAGUGGUAGCGGAGGCCGAAGCGGCGGGAACAGCUAUGGCUCAGGCGGGUCAUCCUACAACCCAGGGUCACACGGGGGCUACGGUGGAGGCUCUGGGGGCGGCGGCUCAUAUCAAGGCAAACAAGGAGGCUACUCGUCACAGUCGAACUACAACUCCCCAGGGUCUGGCCAGAACUACAGCGGCCCUCCCGGCUCCUACCAGUCCUCACAGGGUGGCUAUGGCAGAAACGCAGACCACAGCAUGAACUACCAGUACAGAUAAAGGCCCUGGGGCUGCCCAUUUGUACCUUCUGCAUUUAUACCGUUGGAAGAUUCAGUUUUACGUAUCACAGUUACCAUGUCGGCCGGCCCUCCAGGCGCCCCCACCCGUCCACGUUGCUGUGUUGUGAGGUGCAGCGGUUCCUCAUGGGACCUGUGCUGUGACCCAUAUUUAGCCGUGUUUGGGACUCCGUGUCUUCAAUGGUUUGUUAGUUGCCAUUACAACCUUGUCUGGGUAGAGUUUUGCGUUCUUGCCGUUCAGUAUCCCUCUGUCUAUUUACACUUGGUGUUAGUGUUGACUCAGUUUGUCUUUAAAUAGUUACAGAAGGGAUACGUCAUCUGUUAAUGCUUUUGUGAAGUGAGUUAAAUGAGCUUUCUGUAUUUUAAUGCUUUAGUGUUUCAGUUUUAUAAGUGAAGAUUUUAUUUUAAAAAACAAUGGGAAAGAGUGGGGUUUUUGUAUGUCUGGCUCAUUCAGGCACUACAUCUGAAUACAGCUGACUGUAGACAAUAAAGAAAAAGAAAACUGCGCCUGCCUCAGGCCUGGGUGUCUGACCCUCCAGCAGGGCAAUGGGCAGGUUCCUCCACUCUGUUCCCGCUCUUGGGAAGCAGGCUGGGGAUGAUAGGACAGUGCCUGGUCAGCAUAGAGGGUUCAACUCCAAGCCUCCAGACAUUACUCACUGCUUGGCUAGGGUCACCAACCUGCUUACCUGAGACCUUGCCAACCCAGCGCACAGUGGGUUACAGAGCUCUAAUUCCUGGCACUGUGCUGUGGGCCCUCAAGGUUGGAUCAAAAAAUGGAAGCACAUUCUUUGCUGCUCCACAAAUUCUGGUGGUCGUAAGUGCAAUUUUAGAUCAUCAUGGAAUAAAAUGUCCCUGUAGAGUUCACAGUUACAGUGGUACAUGUACCCCCAGUUGGGAAAGGGCAGCUGUGACCCGGCUGAUGUAACCCAGCCACAGGGAGACUCACAUGGAGUGUUUGCUCUUUUUAGUUGUCCAGGCUUAUUCCAGCAAACUUCUCUGGAGCAGUGAUUUUCACACCCAAGGGAGAUUGUGCAACAUUUGAGGGACUUUUUUCAUAGCUGGAGAGAGGCUCCUGCAUCUCGUGGGUAGACACUAAGUAUGCUUCCAAACAUCCUGCACUGCAUGGAACAGUGCCCACUGCAGAGAACUGUGUUUCAAAAGUGUCAGCAGUGGAAGUGGAGAAAACCCACCCUAAGGUUGCCCUGCCCAUGGGAGGGGUGGGGGUGGGGGUGGUGGAGCAGCAGUCCAGGCUCCAGUUCAGCCUGUUUGGGAAGAAACUGCACACCUCUCAACAGAGUUCCUCAGCCUUUCAGCUGCGCGCCGCCUCUCUCAUCUUCUGAGACCUGGUGCUGUUGACAGUCUGAACUCCAGGUGCCCCUUGACCUCCCCCAUGUGUGUAAUUGGCCACUGGGAGAAGCAAGAAAUAUUCUACACUGGAAAUCCCUCAGCCGACACAGCAAAUCAAGUACAUUUUUGAAGGAGUGAAAGUUGGCUUUCUUGGAUUGGUGAAAGAAAGGAAUCCUGUAUCAAAGGAGAAAAUAUUGGAGCAGUUCUUCUUUAUGCUGAUGUAGAGGAUGCCCAUAUACAGUGUGAAUCCAACCCAGGAAGAGGCAGGAAGGAGGACGUGACUACUCUACAUGAAGCCAAGAGGUGAUCCACAAUUGGAGCUUUCAAGUUAAGUGUCCCAGGAUCCCACCAAGGCACACAGUAUUAGAGAGAUGGACCCUACCAUGACACUGAUGGGAUGUGUCCAUAAUCUGCUUCUCCCAGCCAUGUCCAGGGGCUGGGACAAGAAGAAACUGAUUGGCACUUUGAGAGAGAACAUGGAGUGGAGGAAGCCGCAUUGCUCAGAAAUCCCUGGGAGAGACUGACCCCAGCCCUACCUGCCAGGCACCACUAAGCCAGUCAAGCAUCUAUAACCUCAACCCAAGGGUUUUCUUUCCCAUUGAUUUUAAGUCAGCAACAACCACCACGUUCAAGUUUCUGAAUACAGACCCACCAAGAGGGAAGGAAUCACCCACCCACACCCCAGGAAUGUGGCAGUCUGUCCCAAAGACAGUUGGAGAGCACAAUACCCUUGGUAGCCUACCUGGAGCUGAUGAGCCUUCCAGCUGGUGACCCUGUGAUUCCAGGAAUCCAGUCUGGGGGAUUUUUGUUGGGCCCAGCAAAAGAUAGGCAAGAACUACCUUAAGAUGGAGAGACUCCUUGUGCAUCAUGACUCAGGUGGAUGGUGUCCAGCAUUUUGAAUCACCAGCAGUGGUUACCAAGAGAUUGAGUAGGUUUACUACUGCUGUUCAUGGAUCUGAUCAGGAUGAGGUACUUGGUGUGAGCUGGUGUCAGGGAUGGGGCAUGAGGCACACCACCCUGAUCGGCUCUGGAUGCUGCUGGUGGUGGGGAAGGAAACGAAAAGGAUCACACAAAGACAGAAGUGGUUGACAGUUGACAUUUGGGAGAGGGGCAGGGCCUUAGGGAAUUUGGACUUGUCCUUGAGUUCUGGAGGAAUAUUAGGAAUUGAUGACUAGGAAGGAAGGAAGAUCAGCCACAAUGAAGGACCCAGCAUUUCUACUUCCUUGGUUAAUCAGUGCCACCAGGCCCUGUUUUUUCUGUUCUGGGAGUUAUCACCCCGCUGCCUGAUCACCCUCUACUGUGGCAGGAAAGUGUACUCCUUGACUGCUUGCUGCACAUUCUUGUGUAGUUCAUAAAGGCUCAUCCCUGAAGCUCUAUGUGUACCUGGUUACUGCGACCUGGCUCUCUGCAGCUGGGGUGUUCAUCUGCACAUUCAGUCUUGGUGUUAGCUCCACACUGGCCAUGCAUUUUACAUAACCUGAGACUUCUGGAUAAAGUUUUGGGCAACAACCUUAUCGGAGGCUCAGAUACUCUAAUCGGUCCCAGAAUAAAGAGAGACUUCAUGUG
This is a messenger RNA of Sciurus carolinensis (gray squirrel), 5980 nucleotides long. RefSeq names its product interleukin enhancer binding factor 3 (gene Ilf3). NCBI's taxonomy places the organism in Eukaryota, Metazoa, Chordata, Mammalia, Rodentia, Sciuridae. Gene Ontology annotation, molecular function: single-stranded RNA binding; double-stranded RNA binding. The record is from RefSeq and is a predicted model, not a curated record. Gene Ontology annotation, cellular component: precatalytic spliceosome.